Suillus bovinus is the source of this 537-nucleotide messenger RNA. RefSeq lists its product as uncharacterized. Lineage: Eukaryota; Fungi; Basidiomycota; Agaricomycetes; Boletales; Suillaceae. The record is from RefSeq and is a predicted model, not a curated record. Bases 54 to 407 code for a protein of 117 amino acids. The transcript is spliced from 5 exons.
CGAUACCAGACGUCCCAGGCUGCUCCUGGAGUACGAAAGGUGUCUCAUACUUGAUGUUGUUUAUUUUUUUGUUUGUGUUUCAACUAGGACUGGUAUCCCUCACACUCAUACGUGUCAUACAAAGCUGGAGGUCGGCCAAGGGCGAUCUGUACGCCAUCUUUGUGAAGCAUAACUUAUUCUACUAUGCAUGUGGUUUCAUUUUCUCUGUCGUAAAUCUCAUCAUGCCAGUGCUAUUCCCCAAUUCCGCAUACUACAUCGUCCUGGAAGACCUUCAGGUGUGUAUCCUUCGCAUCCUUGCCACGCGCAUGCAUCUCCAUCUCUGGCAUACCCACCAGCACAUGCAUGACUCUGACGCCCUUAUAUGUACUUCUAUGUUCGAUUUGUCACCUACAGACAGUACGGUGUAAUGUCAGGUUGUGUGGCUUAUUCGUCAUUGGAGGAGUAAGGUCUGAAUUACUAGAUGACUGGCGGGUCGGACGCACAACGCAUUUUUGUAACAUACACGAUAAUCAUGAUGAUAAACGAAAUGAUAGAGAA